AUGGCAAAAGCGGCCAACGGAAAGGCUAUGAAGGCCCGCAGGAGGAAGCGGUUUGUUACCCUUGACCCAAUAUAUGAAAGACAGAGAGAAAUCAUUGCUGCUCGCAUGCAAGCUCACAUAGAUAUGCAGAAUGGUAAGGAACCAGAAACACCAGCUCCACCAGUUGACCAGUGGGUUGCAGAACUUAGGCAGACACCGGCUCCAGUAGCUCCUUUCAACCGCGAAGAGAUAGAUGCUGAUGUUGAAGCUCUCAAGAAGCAGCUUCUCCCAUAUUAA
This is a messenger RNA of Trichomonas vaginalis G3, 276 nucleotides long. RefSeq lists its product as uncharacterized. NCBI's taxonomy places the organism in Eukaryota, Parabasalia, Trichomonadida, Trichomonadidae. The transcript has a single exon. The coding region runs from base 1 to 276 and encodes 91 amino acids. The record is from RefSeq and is a predicted model, not a curated record.